AGUGAAGCGAAGCUCAUUUGCAAGAGCAGUUUGGAUGAGUUUUACGAGGCAAUAAUUUACCGAACAAAUAAGCACCCCUACCACCUCACCCACAUACGAACAAACUAACCCGUCUUCACCCAUAUUCGUUCGGGCUGAUGAUAAAAAGACUGGGUACCACAAGAAACAAGAUGGCGAUUCGACGAUAGAGCUGUGGGAGUUAAGUAGAUUUUUUGUGAUUUUACCAUCAUGACGAUAGCCAUUGGGUUCGAAGGGAGUGCAAAUAAGCUAGGCAUUGGUAUUGUAAAAGAUGGCGUUGUUCUUUCAAAUGUACGAACAACUUACAUCACUCCACCUGGACAAGGGUUCUUACCAAGAGACACGGCGAAGCAUCAUCGAGAAAAUAUCAUUGAUAUACUGAAAAGGUCUUUAAAAGAGGCCAACAUUAAACCCCAGGAAAUAGAUUGUGUCUGUUACACUAAAG
Molecule: messenger RNA, 463 nt
Organism: Stylophora pistillata
Lineage: Eukaryota; Metazoa; Cnidaria; Anthozoa; Scleractinia; Pocilloporidae
Product: putative tRNA N6-adenosine threonylcarbamoyltransferase
Biological process (GO): tRNA threonylcarbamoyladenosine modification
Cellular component (GO): EKC/KEOPS complex; cytoplasm
Source: RefSeq, a predicted model, not a curated record